This is a messenger RNA of Eleginops maclovinus (Patagonian blennie), 2556 nucleotides long. RefSeq names its product low density lipoprotein receptor adapter protein 1. The record is from RefSeq and is a predicted model, not a curated record. The coding region runs from base 263 to 1099 and encodes 278 amino acids. NCBI's taxonomy places the organism in Eukaryota, Metazoa, Chordata, Actinopteri, Perciformes, Eleginopidae. The transcript is spliced from 3 exons.
AACCGUCCGCGAGCAGGGAAAGGAGAGCAUGAUCCAGUCUGCACAUAAACUCAUUUAAACAUCUAUUAACGCAGGAGGAACACUUAGCUCAUGGGGAAAGCGAUACCAACACGGCUCAACGAUUACUUUCUUUAAUAAUAAGGACUUUUCAAACCGGGUUUUGCGUAAAAACGUGCAGGAUAGCACACUUCCACCUGCCUGGUGUGUUUCAAAACAUCACGGAACUCCGAGGUUCACCUGAGACGCCAAGGACAUCGUUUGCAUGAAGUUGUGGCCAGAUCAAAGCAGUGGAUGCAACUACGCUCCAUCCGUAGAAGAAAGCUGGAAGUCUGGGAGAGGCUCUAAAGAAGACCAGCUGACCUCUGGGGAACACACCUCUGCCAAAAUUUCCCCCAAACCCAGCCUGAAGCGCACAAUGUCGCUCAGCACGUUUCAGCUCAUGCAGACUCUCAAGAACUCUCCGGCUGCGCUACGUCGCCGCUUUCGCCGCGACCGCACGGAGUCUUUAUCCCACGGCGACCCUCUCUUCAAGGUGCACUACCUGGGCACGGAGAAAAUCUUCUCUCUGGACCGAGAGCAGGCCCAGGACGCUAUCAGCCACCUGCUGGAAGAUGUUUCAAAAGGGAAGAAGCUCAGCAAAGAUCACGCCCUGGUGGUGCGGCCGAGAUACGUGGAGGUCAAGGAACUGAGUACAGGUCGGCAGCUCACGAAGACGUACCUGCAGGACAUUGCGUACUGUGCGGCGGACGCAAACCGGCCCAAUGUCUUCCUGUACAUCUGCAAGCAUCAGGGGCAGCAGCUGCAGUGUCGGGUGUUCUGGUGCAGCCGGGCGGAGCGAGCGCGGGACAUGACGGCGUGUCUGGCGCAUUCUUUCCAGCGGGCGCUGAGCGACUUCCAGCAGGAGGGAUCGGCCACGCUGCAGCCCGGGGAGGGGAAGGGAAAACUGGUAGAGGAGUCGGCAAACUCUCCCGCCAACAACAAGAGCAGCACGCUACCAACCAGUCUGGGAAAAGUUCGCUGGAAGAAGAGGGGCUCUGUGUCUCGCAGCCCCCUCAGAGCCAUCACAAGAAGAGGGUCUGCCUCUGACAGCUGGAACUGAACCUACGCUUUUUACCCCUUACGUAAAAAAUGGGACCACAUUAACCUGACAACCACCUCAAGGACAACAGCACUGAUGGGGGCGAUCACAAGACAAGAGGGAGGACAAAGGGGAUAGGAGUGGGAGGUGGGAAAGUCCAUAUUUGGAUGACUGAGGAAAGGAUGACGCCAUAAUCGGUGGGCGUACGGACUUGAAGGUUCUUCGACGCAGCAAAGUCGUCUGUUGACUUUUGCAACAGUGGCGUCCAAUGUAGCACAAAAAGCUGUCGAUGAGCGCCUUUGUUCAGCCGUCAACAGCCAGGUGAGGACUGGCGGCAAGCCAUUUAGGGAGCAGACUGGGUCAUUUCCGGGCCUCUGUUUUUGGUGGGCUUGUUUGUUUUCGAAGAGUCUACUUGAAACUUUAGCCGCCAAAGAGUUUGAUCUGUCGGAAAGAGCUUUUGGCCACAGAGAAAGCAAAACUGGAAAAAGACGACAGGAGCUUUCGUUGAAGGCAGAUUUUUAUUUAUGAAAUUUGUGACGGGUCAUAAUUUCAAUUUAUUAUUAUUGUUUUAGCCAUGUGGCACUCGCAGGUCUUUGUUUUUCAUUCGGAUGAACAAAAGACCCUUUUUAUUUUACAUUAUGAGAUAGAUGUCAGAGGGAAAACACAGGCGUACAAGUGAAGAUAAACUAUAGUCUGCGAUGUUGUUCCCUAGCACUUUCAUUAGAAUCAGACAUCCAAACUGCUUUUUUCUCAGUUACUUGGAAAACAUACACCCCAGGGUCAACAAAUCCUCCCUUACAGCAGAAUCCUUCCAAAAAAACCAAAAAUACAGAUCCUAACUGUCCGCCUGCGCUGACGUAUUUGCAUUUAUGUGGGAAAACACACACGCAGCCAUGACUUGCGGGUUUGUUUGUGUCCGGACACUGGGAACGCUGUGUUCCCAUCUGGAGCCUCAGUGCGGAAUGCUCGGCCGUGCACCUGCAUUCCAAACGUGGAGGGAAAUCGGAGAAGCGUCUAACCAUGACUUUGCAUAUUGAGCAGCCUUGUCACAAUGUGCUGUUUUUACGCCGAGUCGCUCUCAUUUACCGAAGCCAUAAGAAGGGGCCCCUGACUACUUAAGUGAAAGUGACGGUUAUAGACAUUGAUGUGUGCAGGAUUGCAUAACGUGCCCUCAUGAUGGCGAUAAGUUUACAAAUGAGAGAUGUAAGGGUUAGUGGUGCACCGUGAGGCGACCAUUUAGUGUUUUCUGACCAAAACUAAGCUAGGUGUUUCUGUGCCACAAAGUUUUAACCGGGUUAUUUUAUCAUGUUGUACUUGUGAUGUAUCUUUUUAUUUACAAAAGCCGCAACAUCCCCAUCUCAGAAAAGGGGUCAUGUGCCUGCUACAAGGCGUAUUUUUAUCAGUGUGCUGUUUUUCUGUCAUUGUACAUAUUUAAUUAAAUGUGUAUUUUAUGUAAUAUUAAAACUUUUUAUACAACA